AUGGUAGAAGUAAAGGUAAGUUCUAUGAAACCACUUUAUGAAGCAACAUCAUUAUAUAACAUAUUCAUUACAGAGUCCAAUGCACAACUGCAUGGUUUUUUUGGGGCACCAGAGACAAAUAAUUAUACAUUUUGAAUUCAGGCAAAUGGCAACACUUCUUUGUAACUAAAUCUCUCAGAUGAUCCCAGAAAAAAGGUAUAUGACAAGCUAUCAAAAACCAACAUGUUGGAAGUUAUAUCAAUUCCUAUGGGCACCACUGAUUGGUCAACACUUUGGAAAGAAGAUUGGUUUCAUCCUAGGAAGCCCAAAUCAGAGAAAUAUGAGCUAAUUGCUGGUACAAUGUACUAUUUGGAAGCUGUGUAUCAUGAGAUAUCUCCAAACAAUGGAAUGGGCAUGGGGUUUCAGUAGCAUAAGACCUGGUUUAACCCGGAUGUCGUUAGUACUUAUCGCAGAGAGAGAUACAGAAUACAAGCCAGUGCUAUCCAGCUUCCAGAGAUACAGAUGCUGACAUUGUCUGGCAGAGGAUGGUUCGGUCUUGCUUGGGACAAUGUGACCAGAAGUAUAAAAUCUGCUAUGCAUCAUGAACUGGAGGAACUUCUUUCAGUAAAAUGUGAAAUAGAGCUAUCAUCUGCUAACAUUUUUUUGCAAGCAAGAUUUGAGCAAAAUACUGAGAAUCCAGUCAACGGUGGAGUCCUUGUCAGUUGUACAGAACCCUUUUGUGGAAGAUUCAGCAAUUACAGCCCCAAAAGCCUUAUCAAAACAUCUCAAUUAAUCCCUCCUUAUGAUGUCAUUACAUACACACACUUGUGCUUUGCAUAUAAAGGCUACAAGAGCAAUACCCCCUACAUUGCAGUGUCUUAUUCCAAUACCUUUCUAGAUACUGUGAAGAAACAUGUGACCUGCCAAUGGAAUCCGAAAUCCAGUCCAGAAAGCUGGAAAUUCAUAUGCCUUUGGAGAGACUGUCUGUAUAGUUCUGAAUUCUUUAAUGAUCUUCCCAAAAAUUCUUCAGUGUUUUUGUGCCAGGUUGAUGUAGAAGCUCCUGCUGCUGCAACAGAGACACAUGCCUGGUUUUUCAUUGAUGAGAUCAUUGUUUCAGAUCAAGAUGUAUUUGUUUUUCAGAAGGAACCCUGGUCAUCUUGCCCACAUGGGAACCUCAUAGAAUCUGUUUUGGUUGCUGGCAUCCCACCUAUAUUUAAUGUAUCUUUUUUGGUAGCAAAUUAUCACAAGAACCUCCCUCUUCCAUCACUCAGUUUUGAAAAUGAAUUCUCUGAUGAAAACUUCACUGGUCUUAACCCAGCAAUAAUAAGUUAUGUAGUAUUUGAUGGUGGAGUUUUCAUUGAGCCCAUAUUUGGAGAUAUGUUUGCUACCCCCAAUAACUUUACAUAGGUUGUCGUUAACAUGAAUGACAUUCCAGCAAAUUGUUCUGGCUCAUGCACUUUUCAGUAUCUCAGGGAAAUGACCCCUUUAGUCAGUAGACUAUUCAACAGCAAUAAAAAAAAAAACCUAACUUGCAAAAUCCUAAAUUCAAACUACACUAAUGUCCUUUUUCAGAUGAAUGUAUUACCUGUUGGAUUGUAUAAGGUGACAUUAUUGGUAAGAUCUUUUGGAUUUGCAGUCAAUACCAGUGGAGAAAAAUGUGCUCCUUUUAUAGCUGUGGAUUCCCCCAGCAAGGGAUUAUGGGGAGGACUUACAGGUUCAGGUUUAGAUGGGAUAAACACAGUACUCUUUGGUUCUCAAACUUGUCCCAUCAAUUUCAAUGCCAGCAGUGCAGUGAAAAUGGAAUGCAGGCUUCCUCCUUGCAGCAUUGAGUUUGAACUUGAUCCAACCACAGAAAGAGGAGGAGAGGAUACUGUUAAUCUAACCCUAAUGAAUGAACAUGGAUUGACUGCUUUUACCAAUGCUUUUACCUAUACCUCUUCUCUAAAUCCAUGCAUUGUGUCAAUGAACAGAAAUCAAAGUGGCAUAACAGGAGGUCAGCUGCUUGUGAUAGGUAUUUCUUCAUUUUCCAACUAUACUCCAUUUGAUGUGAAGGUCAAAAUUGGGGAUACUGCAGUUCAAAUUCAAACAGUAACAGAUCAUGGAAUCAGUGUAUUGCUGCCUUCUCUUGCAGAAGGAUUGCAUAAGCUUUCAAUAUUCCUCCAUCAUCUCCCACUCAACACACGUGGAUUGGAGCCAUUAAUCCAGUAUGUUACAGAGAUCUUCAGAAUAGAACCAUGUUGUGGCUCCUUCCUAGGUGGAACAUUGCUCACCAUUUCUGAAAUAGGUUUUAGCAACAGCCCAGCCUUGGUCUUGGUCCUGAUUGAUUUCCAACCCUGUGCUAUAAUCCGCCUAACUGAAGAUAAAAUUCUAUGUUGGACCCCACCACCCACUCAGCCAUCUGAUACCAUUCUCAAAACUCUUCUGGCAGAUAUAGAACCAUUCCAAAUGAAAAUCUUUAAAAAUUACACUUUUCUUUAUAACUUGUCUUUGACUCCAAAUAUCAUAAACAUUGAAACAGAAUUAUUGAACAAUAGUCUGCACCUAGGCGUAGAAGGAGUCAGUAUAACAAAUUCAGUAGCUAUCCUGGAACACGUGGAAUGUCCCCUUGAAGUACAGUAGAUCAACCACUCUAUAUCUUGGUCUCAGUGUUCCUUGCCUCUAAACAUUCUAAAAUCAGGGCACUAUGUUAUGAGAGUUCUCCAGAAGCAAAUGGGCUUUGCCAACAUACCAGCUGAGAUGCAGCAUUUUACAAUAUACCCAUAGAUAAAGACUAUCUUUCCAUCUCGUGGCUCAGUGUGUGGUGGGCAGUUGCUCACAAUAUCUGGCCAUUCUCUCAAAUCUUGGACAAAUUCUGCUUGGGUAAAUCUGACAGGCAACUUGUCUUGUGAUGUCCAAAGCUCGAGUGAACAGAGCAUAAUAUGUGCACUUUUCUCAAGCAAUCCCCUUUUGGAUGAUCAGCAAUUUCCUGAUGUACACCAAGCUCUUAGUAUGACAGUAAAUGUCAAUGGAAUGUAUAGCCGUUGCCUAGGAGACUGCUCAUUCAAUCGUUUUGCAAACAAGACUCUUGUUAUUGAUGCUGUCACUGUGAGGUUUGCUGGGAUAUUAAUUUACUUGUUAAUCAGAAUUCAAAAAUUAGUUUGGGCAGUGGAUGAAAUGCUUAUAGAGGUGAAUGGACAUCUCCCUUGCAAUAUAACUUCCUUGAACAAAACCAGCAUUGAAUGUCAGAUGCACAGCCUUGACGCAAAAGAACAUAGCAUUUUGGUAUUGAGCAGAAGCUGGGCUUCAGUCUGCCUGAGACAGAAAGACUCCAAUAUCUUCAGAGUUACUCCUGUGGUGCUCCAUUUUUAUCCCCAGAAUUUCAGUCUCAAUGGCGGAAGCCUCCUGACCUUAGAAGGUGCAGCACUUCAAGGCAGGAGCAGCACCUCAAUUCUUGUAGGAAAUCAGAGGUGUCUCCUCACCAAAGUCACCUAUUGGGCCCUUAAGUGCCUUGUGCCUUCAGGCCAAGGGACUGCAAUCGUGGGGCUCAACAUAGACACUAUGUCAUAUCCUGCUGGGGAAAUAAGCUACAGUGAAGAAUUCACCCCAGUUUUCCUCUCCCUUCUGCCUUCCACAGGCCAGUUCCUCACAAUAAUGAUUUCAAAAGUUAGGCAAAUGGAAGACAUGUACGUUUUCAUUGGAAGUUCUUCCUGCAUCAAUGUUACUAGCAAAAGUACCAGUUUGCAAUGUGUGCUUCCUCAGCUUCCUACUGGAGAAUAUAAUGUGACAGGUGGAAUUGUGCAGAGAGGUUGGCCCCCCUCCACUUUGGUAUUCACUUCGGUCCUGACAGUUAUCACAGUGAAAAACAGUCAUGGUAAGUAUGUGGUUGCUUCUGGGGAAUGGAACCCUAAAGUGGAAAGAGAUGAAGUUCUCAUCUAUAAUAGCUCCUGUAACAUUACCAUGGAAACUGAGGCAGAGAUGGAGUGUGAGGGACCUAAUCAGCCAAUUACCGCCAAGAUUACUGAGAUAUGGAAAAUCUGGGGCCAGAACACUCAGAACACCUUCCGAAUUCAAUUUUGUGGACGAUGGUCAAAAAACUUGACCUGGCUUAAUGGACAUCCACCACAAGAUGGCGAUAAUGUCAUAGUAGAAAGAGGACAGAUUUUACUACUGGUUACUAACACAAGCAUUCUUAAUAUGCUUCAUAUCAAAGGUGGCAAGCUGGCAUUUAGGCCUGGUCCCCUAGAACUUCACGCUCAUUCCAUCCUUGUGUCUGAUGGAGGAGUACUUCAGGUUGGAUCUCCCAGGAAGCCCCACCACUGCAUGGCCCGUAUCCAUCUUCAUGAAAGUGCCUAUUCUGAAGAGUUUUUCCCAUAUGGAGUGAAAUUUCUGGCUGUGAGAAAUGGAACCCUGUCCAUGCAUGAAUCUUAUGUGCAGCAUUGUGUUGUACUGGAUUCUUUUGCUCAGGGAGUUAGCCUAUCAGGAAUAUCAGAUUUCAAGAUUGAAAAUAAUACUUUUUACAACAUUAUGGGCCAUGGAAUUAAAACAGGCAGGACACAGAUUAUUAGCACCAGCAACCUUCAGCUUUGGAACUUCCACAUCUCUUCCUGCAAAGAUUUUGGUAUCAACAUUGUGGAAAGUUUUGGAAACACUUCUGUUGUCAACAGUGUACUAAUUGGCUACUUCCAUGAAAAGGAUAGAAGCUGUAUGUUGACAGGGCUGAAAACUCCUCAAAAGCAUGAACUAUGGAUUUCACGUGCAACCUUUAUGAACUUUGACAGUCACAACUGCACUGCAAUUACUACCUGUUCUGGUUGUUACCAAGGUCAGGGAGGCUUUAUUAUUAGAACAGAACAAGUCCUCCUCCUCAAUGCAAACUGGCUGUCAUUUCCAUUCCCUCACUGUACCAUCCUCAAAGAACUCGUGGCACGACAUAACCGCGAAAGAUGCAAAAAUUGGAGGGAAAUUAAGAAAAUGAGUAAAACUGGGAAUGAUGGAUUUACCUUUAUUUCCAACUGCAAGGAGCUUGUAAUUCUCAAAAUAAAAAAGUUGAAUAACAAGGAAAAGUCCCCAAUCUUCUCAUCUAAUUUAACUGUAACUAAUAGUCGCAAUAAGGUGAUCACUGUCAAUUAUGUGUCUGACACUUUAUCAAUGCAUGGCUGGAUGACUCUUCUUUUGGAUCAAGAAAUUUAUACUUCGUCAUUCAGCAGUCCUCUGCUUCAAAGAAAUUUGCAGUAUGUAGUUACUUUUGAUAAUUUUGCUGUUGGCAAUUAUCUAUUAUUGGAGCAUGAAGGGUUGCCAGUCCACAGUCAACUUACAGUGUUUUGUGGAAGAAGAAAAUAUUCUACCAAGUUAUGGAUAACUCAAGCAAAAUAUAUUAAGAAGCUCUUAUCCAGUAACAAAUGGUCCCUUGCUCAAUCCUGGAAUGAUGUGAUAAAGGUCUGGGGCGGCUACAAUAAAAGUAUACCAUCAUCUGAUGAAGAUAUUAUCAUUUUACCAGACAGAACUGUCUUGGUGGAUAUGAAUCUUCCACCCCUACGAGGUCUUUAUAUCCAGGGCACAUUGGAAUUCUCAUUAAACACCAGUCAUCUUCUGAGCGCAGCCUGUAUUGUGAUUGCUGCUGGUGGUGUCUUGAAAGUGGGUAUGUGA
Messenger RNA from Thamnophis sirtalis, 5604 nucleotides. Lineage: Eukaryota; Metazoa; Chordata; Lepidosauria; Squamata; Natricidae. The record is from RefSeq and is a predicted model, not a curated record.